CUUUUGAUGAAACCCUAUGCCCAAAUGCCAAAUCUGAGAGUCUGAGUAGAACCCCCCUAACCCAGCCAGUCUCUGUGCUCUCUCCGUCUCUAGCUCGGCAGUCGGAACUCAGUACUCAGUAGUCCCUCUCUCGUCUCUCCCCUCACCUCGACAGUCGUCACUCUCAGUCUCUCACGGCCUCACCUCGUCGCUCUCUCAAUCUCUCACCUCGUCCACUCACAUUGGUCGUCGUCGCGGUCCCGUGCCCCUGCGCUCGCUUUGCUGGCGGCAGAAGCAGACGGAACCGCAUCUGGUCCCUCAGGUGGUGGUGGUGGUCAUCUUCUUGCUUCUCACGGUCUGUCUCGCACCUGGUCUCGAUCUCUCCCUUCCCCGCGCUCUUCGUCGCCGGUAAUAGAGGCAACGGAUCCCAGUGCGCUGGUCUUCGUUGUCGUCUUCUUGCUUCGAGCCUUGCCGUCAGCUUCUCCCUCGUCAUCAGCUUCUCCUUCGCCGUCAGAUUCCUUCGUGGUUCGUGCAACCCAAUUUGCAUUUGUUGCAAGGUAUUGACUAGGUUCUGAAAACCGGUUCGAACUGGUCGAACCGUAUACCAAAGGGAAUAAUGAUUCGGACAGACGCUGAAAUCGGAGAUUUGAAAAACUGAUGUUGGACUUUCAAACCGGCCGGAAACCGGUUGGUUGAACCGAAUCGGGAUCCGGCUGGUUUUCUAAAUUUUGCAAAAAACGCUGUCGUUUUGGAUGCUGAUGCCCUAGCCAAUUACCCAACCCAGCAACCCUAGCUCCACACAACGGCUAAACGCGAACCCAUCCCUCCCAUGUCCCUCGAGCUCCUCCUUCCUCUCACCCUCAUCGAUCUCACUCCCUCACCUCCGUCCAGCUCACGCCGCCGUCGUCGAAACGAGCUUCGAAGCCACUGUCGUUAUCGUACAGCUCUGUUCCACCAUCGUGCAGCUACUGUUUCAGCUUUGAAAACACCGUCACCGGGUUCGCCUCCUACCUCCGUCGCGCAGCUCUGUUCCAUCGUCGCCGGCGCCAUCUCUGUUCCACCGGUCAGCCCUUCGGUCGUGCCCUUGUCUCCCUCUUGCUCAAGAUCUGCCCUGCUCUGUUCUAGGCUUCUAGCUUCUAGAAGGUGAUGGGGUCUUCAGGCUUGAAACCUUUGACAUGGAAACUAAGUGUUGCACGUGGGGUAUAGCUGAUGUGAGAGGCAACAGAGGGAAAGGAAGACCACUGAAUAAGAAGCAAAGAGAAUGGCGUUUAAGCACUCCCCUUUCAUUACGUUUAGUUAUUUGUUCAUGAUUUUCUGCACCCCCCUCAGCUCUCGUCACUGCCACAGAGAGAAGCUGAAUCUCUCUGCCCUGCAUCGUUCCGCCGCUCGCGCCGCUCUCUGCACUGCCGCGAGCUCAGCCAGCCACCACCAACUCUGGGCGGCACUACUUCUGCUCUUCUUCCCCUUUCCAUUUCCCAGUCUGUCUCUGCUACAUUCCAGGCUUCGUUGCUACAAUGUGAUUGUUAAUUGCCUAAUUGGAAUUGAUUCUGGACCACGAUGAACCAUAUCGCAACUUCGAACCAUUUGUCACAUUCAUUCUUGUCUCAAUAGACCAAAUCACAUGCUCACAAGACUUAUUCAUCGUCGUGGUCCAUUGAUUUCGUCUUUACAACAACUACAAUGUCUUUCUCUUCUCCACCGAACCUUCUCCCUGUGGUCCAUGAAGAAAGAUCCAGACCUCGAAUCCGUGCUCUCCCGCAACCGCCGCUGGAUUGUCAACAACCAGAUCAAGAACAUCAUCCUCCGCUAUCCAAACCAAGAGAUCCCCAUUGCAUCCCUUCAGAAGAAGUUGAAAACCCUUGACCUCAAAGGCAAAGCCCUCAACUGGCUCCACAAGUACCCUUCCUGCUUCGAUGUUACUUUCACCGGCGAUGAACACCGCUGUCACCUCUCCAAGCGCAUGAUGAGCCUUGUCGAAGAGGAGGAAUCUGUUAGGGAGUCUCAAGAAAAUGCUUUCGUUUGCAGGUUAGCAAAAUUACUUAUGAUGAGCGUCAACAAGAGGAUUAAUGUUCUGAAAAUCAAUGAGCUGAAAAGGAAUUUAGGAUUUCCCGAUGAUUACGUGAUUAGGAUUGUUGCAAAGUACCCAAAUUUGUUCCGUGUUGUUAAUGAGGGUGGGAGGAGGAGCUCUAUGGAGAUUGAAUUGAUUCACUGGGACCCUGAAUUUGCUGUAUCCACAGUGGAGGUUGCAGCCAGGAGGAGCGGCAAUACAAGGCCAACAUUCUCGUGUUCUUUGCCUUUCAGUUGGGUGAAAUCAUGGGAGAGAUUCCGUGAAUUCGAUUUGGUUCCUUACUUUUCGCCUUACAUGGACCAUAGGGAAUUGGUGGAGGGAUCGAAAGAGAUGGAGAAGAGGAAUGUGGGAUUGGUACAUGAGGUGUUGUCUUUGACUCUUUGGAAGAAAGCCUCAAUAGUGAAGUUGGGUCAUUUUAGGAGAGAGUUUGCUUUGCCUGAUAGGUUGAAUGUGUUGUUGCUCAAGCACCCUGGGAUUUUCUAUGUUUCCAACAAAUAUCAGAUUUACACAGUUCUUCUUAGGGAGGCGUAUGUUGGGUCUGAACUUGUUGAAAAGGAUCCUUUGGUUGUUGUGAAGGAGAAAUUUGGGGAACUGAUGCAGGAAGGGCUUCAUGAGUACAAUCAGAGGCGGCGUCUCAUAAAUAUGGAGAAGAGGAGGAAGAAAGGUGUUCCUUUGGCUAGAGUAGAUGAAGUAAGGUGUAGGAGGAGAAGAAGCGAAAAUGCUGACUCAGAUGAUGAUAAGGAUGGAAACAAUAAGCCGGGAGGUUUGUUUGACCCCGAGGAAAGGAAACGGUUUUAUAAAGUUCUGUUUGAUGAUGAUACUUCAUGAAAUUCUGAGCAGUGUGUGUGUGAUAAUCUAAGUUUGCGCAUUUGGUU
Molecule: messenger RNA, 2922 nt
Organism: Arachis ipaensis
Lineage: Eukaryota; Viridiplantae; Streptophyta; Magnoliopsida; Fabales; Fabaceae
Source: RefSeq, a predicted model, not a curated record